AUGGCUUAUUAUUGGUCAUUCCAAGCUUCGCUCCUCUUUCUCCUUUUCUUUGUAGCCACCUCUCAGUCUCAGGCAAGAGACUUCACCACUCACCUCCAUUUCUUCGUCCACGAGAACGACAACAGCCCCAACGCUACCGCUAUCACCGUCGUAAAGUCCACCACUAGCAACCCCGGCGGCUUUGGCAGCAUUGGGGUCUUCGACGACGAACUACGAGAAGGCUCGACUGCCGACUCGAAGCUCAUUGGGCGGGCCCAAGGCAUAGCUCCCGAGGUGUCGCUUAGCAGCCAGAUGGCUUGGCUCGGACUGCUCAACUUCGUCUUUACGGACGGAGAGUACAACGGUAGCUCACUCGCGGUGGUGUGUCGGGCGACGCUGGAGGGAGCCACCGAGCGUAGCAUCAUCGGCGGCACCGGAAAAUUUCGAAUGGCGAGGGGCUACGCCAUUACUACAUUCGUGAGUGGUGCUCCGGCAGGACACUUUAUCGUCGAGUACAAUGCUUAUGUCGCGCAUUAA
Molecule: messenger RNA, 516 nt
Organism: Zingiber officinale
Lineage: Eukaryota; Viridiplantae; Streptophyta; Magnoliopsida; Zingiberales; Zingiberaceae
Product: pterocarpan synthase 1-like
Exons: 1
Coding region: 1-516 (171 amino acids)
Source: RefSeq, a predicted model, not a curated record